CUCUUCUAAAGGAAGGAAGAAAAAUGUGAAACCAGGAAAGACUAAAUUAUUAUUCACUUUCUGGGCCAAGAAAUGGCUGGAAUGCCCAGGUCUGUGUUUUUUACCUUUACCAUAGGGAUAGCACUUGGAUUUGCCUUCACAUAUAUCUUCAUGAUGGCCUCACACUCAGACAUUAGCUCACAUCAGCGAAUGAAAAUGGUCUCUGAAAACUCAGUUCCCAAUGACCCACACAGUCAUGGAGAGUUCGACAACCUAAAAGGGCCUGAGAACAUGCAGAAUUGGCAUGAUGAUGAUGAAGAAAAUCAUAAAGGCGAGGCUGUUGAGGCUGAGCUAUUGGCUAAGAAGGUUAGAGUUCUGUGUUGGAUAAUGACCAGUCCAUCCACUCUGUACUCCAAAGCUAAGCACGUCAAAGCAACAUGGGGAAAACGCUGCAAUAAAAUUGUCUUCAUGAGUUCACAAUUAGAUCCAAACUUUCCAGCAGUCGGUCUUCCUGUUGGAGAAGGUCGUGAUAAUCUCUGGGGGAAAACUAGAGAAGCGUUCAAGUAUGUCUAUAAGCAUCAUUUCAACGAUGCUGAUUGGUUCAUGAAAGCUGACGAUGACACAUACGUUGUCGUGGAGAAUCUACGUUUUAUGAUCGAACAGUUCAAUCCAAAGGAACCAUUAUAUUUAGGUCGUCGAUUUCGACCGUAUACUAGAAAUGGUUACAUGAGUGGUGGUGCGGGAUACGUUUUAAGCAAGGAGGCUCUGAGACGAUUUGUUGAAGAAGCAAUGCCUGACGAGUCAGUGUGUCGCUCAGAUCCUGGCGGCAUGGAGGAUCUAGAAAUGGGGAAAUGUUUAGAAAAUGUAGAUGUCAAAAUCAAAGAUUCUAGAGACUCAAGUGGUAGAGAGAGAUUCCAUCCAUUUAUACCAGAGCAUCAUUUGAUACCAGAUUUCAUCCCAAAAGAUAAUUGGUAUUUUUCAUAUAACUAUUACCCUGCAAAACAGGGCCCAGAUUGCUGUAGUGACUAUGCAAUCUCAUUUCAUUAUGUCUCACCGAAUAUGAUGUAUGUGUUAGAAUACUUAAUAUACCACCUGAAACCAUAUGGUAUCCAGUCUAAGCUUGUGCUGCCUAAAUCAGAUCAUAGUGUCGAAAAUGCAGUGAUCAAAACCUCAGAUGAUAAUGAUAAUAACAAUGACAUUAACGUACAUGUUGAUGCUGAUAACCAAGCUCCACCAGAUGUUAAUGGAGAAACAAAAGCAAAAGAUGUUGAAAUCCAAGAAAUUCAGGAAAAUCCAAUAGACAAGGAAAAUAAGAUUCUAGUAAAAGCCCCAGAAGAGUCAGUUGUAUUACAUAAAGAGGGAAGUAGGACUGCAAGAUUUAUGGAUAAAUUCAAAGAAAAACUUAACCACCUGAAAGUUCUAGAUAAAAAGGAUAAAGCAGGAAGUAAUAGGGGUAGUUAAAACUAGAAUCAGAGAUAGUAAGCAGUUUUUCAAAAAUUAGAAUCCAUUUUGCCCUCUUAAUUCCUCAUCAUGCAAAAAUCUGAAUAAACAACGACUACUCCCGUCAAGGGAAGUAGAUAUCAACAGAGUUAAGUAUUGUAGCCACGUAAAAUAUCUUGUUUUGAAGAACUUAUUUCUACCUAAAUUAAUUUCUCAUAAUAUAGAAUUUAUAUUUUGAGAUAUAAUAUUUAGAAUAUAAAUCACACAUGGACUAUUCCAUUAAUAUUAUACAUUUUAUUUUAUGUGUUUACCUCAUGUUUGACAAAUUAAAGGGUAGUAGGAAGUUAUUUUCCUAUCAAACAUAUGCUCUGAGAAAACACUGUCAUGCUACUGUUAACAUACAGACUGUAUAUAUGAUAGUACUAUAUAAUGUGUGAUGAAAGAACAUGUACUACGCAAGUAUGUUAGUCUAAAGCUUUCCACUGGUAUAUAUAUCCGAAGAAUCCCAACGAUAUAUAUUACUCUAGCUGGUUAUUACUCUCAUGUAAUGUCCAAAAUGACACGGAAUUUGAUGAAAUAUCCUUUGUUCCUACUUAUGAGUGGUUUCUAGUUGUAAAAUGAGUCUAGUCUAAUUAUAUCAAAACCUAAUUCUCAUUUGUGUUCUGCAGUAUAAUUUGAAAAGCUGUAAGGUGGGUACUAUCCAGACCUUAUGAUACAGUGAGUUUGCUUAGCAAUAUCAUUGCUCAGGCAAGGGGCCUAGUCUAUUGGCAAACUCAUCAGUAAGAUCAGCUUAACAUAGAUCCUGAAAUACUCACAGUAUGAUGAUGUCUGGUUCGUACCCGUGAUCUAGUCUACAGGGUAAUUGCUGACUUGGACAUUCUUAAACCUUGUACAAGGGUGUGUUACUAGAACAUUUUGAACUUUUACAGGGGUGCGUUACCAGAACAUUCUUUAAUAUAAUGAUUAUUCUAAUAUGAUACUUGGCGUCACAAUAGCUAGAACAAUUGAUUUAUGGUCUAUAUUGGAGUAUGUAUG
This is a messenger RNA of Owenia fusiformis, 2454 nucleotides long. Lineage: Eukaryota; Metazoa; Annelida; Polychaeta; Sabellida; Oweniidae. The record is from the annotation of a GenBank genome assembly.